CAUAAUAGAGCUAGCCAUAAUGGACAAAAUGAAGGACACAACCACAACAACAGUAGCUGGUGGCGUUCCGGUUGGCGGAAGUAGUGAAGGCGGCGGCGGUGGAGGUGUAUUACCGGCUGCUGGAGAUGAGUUUCACAGUGAGUUCUAUAAUACGGGGAGAAUCGGCCGACGCAAUGCCUUGCCGGAUAUACUUGGUUCGCACUGCACCACCACAACGGCCGAUCUACCGACACAGAUGGGAGCGCUGUCUACCUCCGAAUGUUCCAACAAACCCCCCAACAACAGCAAGACACCGACCGGCAAUGGUACCGCGAUGAUAACCAGCAACCCAACGAAUUCAUCCACCGGCGGAGGAGGUUCAUAAAAUAUGAAAGCAACCACCACAACAGGUAGGAAACAGCCCGAACGUAGAAGAUGAGGCAGAAGAAGAACAACAGAAACAAAAAAAAAACAACAACAAAUGUUAGUCUUAAGGCACUUUGAUUCAACUUUACAAAGUCUGCUCUCUGGAUGGAUGGCCGUGCUGCUGCUACGGCGUGUGGCGAAAUCAAUUUCUACAUAAAUUAUUUAGUAAUCGCCAAGAAGAGCCUUUCAAACCCAGUGGAAAAGUAAAACAUGAUUGAAUCACUAUUCCGUUCUCGAAAUAGAAGGUGGAUUGUUCGUCGUUGGAUAACACAGGAGGCAUCAAGUGCAGUUAAUCAGUAGUAAAUUAAUGGAAAGGAUACACAAACCGCAGCAGGUAUUUCGCUUAGAGUUGGAUUGUUUUUUUCUCGUUUUGGUAUUAUAGGAGUUAGCUGUUCUUCGCAAGACAUGUAGGACGAUCAAUACGAUAAACCAAAUUGGCCAUUGUCUUUAAAAAUUAUGUUUAGUUUUGAAUGUGAUUCCCAAGGGUUGAGAUGAAAGAGAUUACUUUGAACUGUAUUAGAUACGAAACAAACCUGUAGAUCUUAGUUUAGAUUAUAGCAUAUGAUAUGCCGCACACUUUGCGAUAUCCGUAAUUUUACUCGUAUAUUCUUUAAAGUACAAAUAUUCUUCGUACUCCGGUCGCUUUGUUAUGCCUACGUUUGCGAUGGUGACAAAAUGCCAACAACAUGCUACAUCACGAAAUUCACCGGGUCGGGUGUCCACCGAUAGAAUCUGCAGUAGGCAUAAACCGUCGGGCAGUGAUGUGAUCUGAAAUGGAUUGGUGAUAAAUCAAGGUUUACUCUUAGUAAGCAGUGCUGUUUUACGUUUAACGUUAGUAAUUUCGCUCGUCCCGCCGACUGCGCCCCGUAAUGUUCCUUAAAUUGUAGUACUUUCGUCACGCUAAGUUAACCUUAAAAUCUCGUUUAAUCAAUAAUAAUCGUACAUGGCAAUUGCACAGCAAUUUUUUUAUUAUCUAGAAUUUUAAUUAGGACUAAACUGUAUAUUUAUAUUGACGAUGAACCUAUCACGGUAGAAUUCUGUCGAGCUCCCAACGAGCCAGCAUGUAAGCUGACUGAUGUCUUUUAUUAUUGGGUAAAAAACAAAAAAAAAAAGCAAAACCACAGAUAACUUUGCUGUGAGCUGUCAUUUUCGGUGCAUAACUACUGAAAGCAUGCCAAAAUCUAGGGCCAAAAUUGCGUUCUUUCACUUCAUGACCAACGAUACUGCUGCGGUCAAAUCACAACCGGUUGAUUUCGUUUGUUAAGUAGAAUUUCAAUUUGUCUUCAAAAUAAAAAAAAGUAAGUCGUCAAAAGCUAUAUUGCUUAUGGGGUCUGUUUUAAUCAUAAUUUCGCCUGACGUAAUUUUUUCCUUGAUGAAUAGCAAACUAAAACAAGCUGUUUGAGUAAAGUAUAGAGCACUUGUGGCAACUUUAGCGGGUUAUUAGGUGCGCAACUAAGUUCUGGUUGUUUUUUUAUUGGGAAAAUGUAAAUGCAACUCUAAAAACCUCUUCGAUUGCUUUACGGGAGUUUUCGUGAUAAUAGUCUCAUUCCUUUCCACGGCACCUUCCAAGGCAAUGCUGGAUAGCAGGUUAGAGAGUGCAUCCCCUUGCUUCAUUCCAUCAAACGUCACGAAAGCGGCUAAAGUCUUACUCGUUGUUCUGACGCAUGAUUUUGGCCCAGCCAGCGUCGCAUGAAUCAACGUAAUUAGUUUCGUCAGCAAACCAUGUUCUAGCAUUAUCUGCUACAGCUCGUUUUAUUAAACUGAAUCGUACACCGCCUUAAAGUCCAUAAACAGAUGAUGAUGAGUCUACAAGUUGUACUCCAGGAACUUGUCUCCGUGGUACUCCCGCAACUGGAAGGACUUCGCUAAUGGCCUCCGAGAUUGUCGAACCGAGGACGCAGAAUUACAGCAGUAGAGCAAUUGUCCACAGACGAAAAACGAUAUUCAAUGCCCUUGGCUUUUAAAUUAUAAGGAACCCAAGUUCCUUAUUUGUGAAUCAAUUCCAAUGCAGAUAAUGACUUGGAAAUGACAAUCUAUUAACAAACAGCGAGAAUUUUGUUGCGCAUCUAAUAAAUAUGUUCCCUGUUCAUCAUAAAUUUAAUUUUUUUUUGCUAAAAUUCAAGAAGCUUCGAUCGGUCAUUUGAAUAGAAAAUUUCCAAUUUAGUCAUUUUGAGACGGACUCAAACGAGCUGUAAAGAACUACUUAUCGACAGAACUUUGAAAGCAAAUCAGAACUGUACAAUCUGGAGUUAAAAUUAGAGAUAAAAAUGAUCAAAUCUUUGAUCUGUCAGGACAUACAAAACUGAUCCACUAUAGUGCGCUCUGCACCUUUCCCUUAUGCAGUCUAUUUCAUCAACUCAGGGACCAUAAGCCGACUUUACUAUCGAAAAAUUACAGUAUACAUAGCUAACCGUGUAGUUAAUCCAAAGUAAAAGCUCCACCCCGUUUGGAAUAUGAGAUUAGCUGGUUGCUUGCUAAAAAAACAACAACACACUUAUGUGUCUUUUUUCAACGAUUAAUAAAUUUAACGAGCAUCGAAAGCGCAUUUCAGCUAGUAAAACUGUUUUUUUAUUCUGAUUCCAUCGCAGGAUAGGGGAUGAUUUGCUCUAAAAAAUUUUCUGUGAA
Sabethes cyaneus is the source of this 3030-nucleotide messenger RNA. RefSeq names its product cAMP-dependent protein kinase inhibitor beta-like. Gene Ontology annotation, molecular function: cAMP-dependent protein kinase inhibitor activity. Gene Ontology annotation, biological process: negative regulation of cAMP-dependent protein kinase activity. Gene Ontology annotation, cellular component: cytoplasm; nucleus. The coding region runs from base 20 to 364 and encodes 114 amino acids. The transcript is spliced from 2 exons. The record is from RefSeq and is a predicted model, not a curated record. NCBI's taxonomy places the organism in Eukaryota, Metazoa, Arthropoda, Insecta, Diptera, Culicidae.